Molecule: messenger RNA, 513 nt
Organism: Neltuma alba
Lineage: Eukaryota; Viridiplantae; Streptophyta; Magnoliopsida; Fabales; Fabaceae
Product: acyl carrier protein, chloroplastic-like
Biological process (GO): fatty acid biosynthetic process
Molecular function (GO): acyl carrier activity
Source: RefSeq, a predicted model, not a curated record
AUGCAAUUGGAAGGCGCCGAAAACUCCGUCAGCGGCAUUGAGGUUGAUUUUUGCCGGCUUCGUAGGGGGACCUUCUGCGUUAUUAUCGUGUGUUUUAAGAAGUUGACGAUAAACGCCCAUCAUUUUGUGUCCGAAUUACCGAUGCUACCUCCUACGGCAGCUCCGGGUAGUUCCAUGUUUGGAGGGUUAAGACUUACGCAUAAGGUUCAGUUGCAGAUGGUGACAACCAGAGAGUUCUCUCUUUCUCGCAGUUUUGCAACUAAAAUCUCAUGCUCCACUGCUCAACAAGAAACUCUGCAAAUUGUCCAAAGCACUAUUGCAAAGCAGCUUUCUGUUGAUGAAAGCACUGUGACUGCCCAAACUAAAUUUGCAGAUCUGGGUGCUGAUUCUCUUGACACUGUUGAAAUUAUGAUGGCUUUAGAAGAGAAGUUUGGGAUUUCCGAGGAGGCUGAGAAUAUCUCCACCAUUCAAGAUGCUGCUGAUCUGAUCGAGAACGUGAAGGAUCAAUCCUAA